Molecule: messenger RNA, 1345 nt
Organism: Erythranthe guttata (spotted monkey flower)
Lineage: Eukaryota; Viridiplantae; Streptophyta; Magnoliopsida; Lamiales; Phrymaceae
Source: RefSeq, a predicted model, not a curated record
AUGUCGGCCACCGCCUCACGCUCCAUCCACGUCGACGCCCACCGCCCUUGCCGCCAACAAUUAACGUGGAAGGCAGAUAAAGGGCUAUUGCUCGCACCACCGGCAAAGGGAAGUGUCAAGAUGAUGGCUUCACCCCUGAACUGCGCCCUGAACAGCGCCGUGAAAGUUUCUACUGAUAUUGUUUGUUGUCCCAGUGAUAAUUCACGUCGAAUGUCCGUGCAGAAAGAUAAGAUUGCUGCUUUACGGAAGUGGAUGAAUCACUGCUCGAUUUGCAAAAUCCUUCCCUCUCUUCUCCUGUCUUCAUCCAAAACCAAUACAGCGGUCGACAAAGCCGGGUCCCCCUACAACGAUCUUGAGGACACCCUGGCUCGGGCCCACGCAUGGAUCAACGCCUCUCAGGCGUCCGGUGUUCCUAUCGUCUUCAUGAACAUUCAAACCGAAUCCCUACUCACCAAGAUAUCGGGAGAUACAGCUUCUUCUACGGUGAGUGCUGGAUCGCUUGCUGACCUGUCGAACCUUGCAAACACGAGCAUCUACGGUUUUGAGGAUUACCACGGCGUGGACAUUGGCGUUGUGAGAGGCGUUCGUCUAUGGUUCUCCGCUCUCGCGGGGGAGAUACCUGUUGAGAUCAAAAUCAAGGACACCGACACCAAGCUCGGAUUCACCAUCAGCAGAACUGAAGAGGGGUUCAUAUACAUAUCGUCUGUGGUCGAAGCAGAUAACCCUUCGGAGCGGUCGGGAUUGAGCAGUCUCUACAAACAAGCAUCGCUAGCAUCGAGAUUGCUCGUGGUUUCAAGAAUAUCGAACCGAAAGGUGCUCCCGUGGAUGGUUUCUCCCGCAGGCGCAAUCCGGUGCUUCGACACCGUUUCUCUCGGCCAAAAACUUUCGCUCCACCGCCACGCCAGGGUGGCAAUCAUAGUGCACGUCUUCUUGCGGGACCGGAGGGUGAACUACGCUAACGUGGGCAGCAUCCGGGCCCGGGCCAUGUCCACGUCAACGUCAAGCUCGCCUAAUUUGGGGCGGCCCGUUAAUCAGAGUCAGGUGGUGCCACUGGAAGUUGACGACCAAGAGGAUUUGGAAGAUGACUACGAGAUCGAAGUUAGCGAUGAGCCGGAUAUUACGCUUGAACGGAAUAAUGUAGGCGAGUUUUCGUUCCGUUUGCGCGAUUUCGGUCUUACGGAUAAUUGUGUGUGAAAAUGUGACUUAUUAUUAUUACUCUUUUUGUGUUAAUUGUUGGUUUUUGUUUUGGGAAAACUUAACUGAGCAACUCACAUUUCUUGUUACGUAGUUCUUGUUAUUGUAAUUGGUAUACUUCAUUAUUUUAUGCACGAUCUGUCCUACCUAA